UUGGGGAAAGGGGGAACCCGAGGCUCCUUUGCUUCAACCGCAAAUCCCGUCCCACCCGGCCAUGAGGCUUUUGCUAGGGCACCUCAGGCAGUCUGGGUUCGAGGGAGGAGGAGCGAGGGAUGGGGCAGUCCCCUCACCGCCAACUGGGAAAAGGCUGAGAGGCCACAGGGAGUGCCUGGAAGGUGGGAUUGCCGCGAGGUUGGGGAAACGGGAUGGAAGUGGCUUGGACACAGUGAGAGGGGCACAGUUGGGGCCGGCUGGGGCCGCAGGCGGUAACGCGGCCCCUGGCCCUCCCCAGCCCCGGGGCCCGCCCUCCACCCGGGCGACGAGGCGGGGGGCAGGGAAGACCAUGGCCCGCCUCUUCAGCCCCCGGCCGCCCCCCAGCGAAGACCUCUUCUACGAAACCUACUACAGCCUGAGCCAGCAGUACCCGCUGCUUCUACUGCUGCUGGUGAUCGUGCUCUGCGCGCUCCUGGCGCUGCUGGCUGUCGCCUCCGCCAGCGGCCGGGAGAUAGCUUCAGACCCAGGCUUCCUGACCACUGUGCUGUGCGCGCUGGGUGGCUUCUCGCUGCUCCUGGGCUUGGCUUCCCGGGAGCAACGACUGCAGCGCUGGACACGUCCCCUGUCGGGCCUCGUAUGGGCAGCGCUACUCGGGCUAGGCCACGGCUUCCUGUUCACUGGGGGCCUGGUGAGCGCCUGGGACCAGGUGUCCUUUUUCCUCUUUGUCAUCUUCACCGUGUACGCCAUGUUGCCCUUGGGCAUGCGGGAUGCCGCUGCUGCGGGCCUUGCCUCAUCGCUCUCCCACUUGCUGGUCCUUGGGCUGUACCUUGGGCCUCAGCCGGACUCAAAGCCGGCGCUGCUGCCACAGCUGGCAGCGAACGCGGUGUUGUUCCUGUGCGGGAACGUGGCGGGAGCGUAUCACAAGACGCUGAUGGAGCGCGCGCUGCGCGCCACGUUCCGCGAGGCACUUAGCUCCCUGCACUCGCGCCGGCGGCUGGACACCGAGAAGAAGCACCAGGAACACCUUCUCUUGUCCAUCCUUCCUGCCUACUUGGCCCGAGAGAUGAAGGCAGAGAUCAUGGCACGACUGCAGGCUGGACAGGGGUCACGGCCAGAAAGCACCAACAACUUCCACAGCCUCUAUGUCAAGAGGCACCAGGGAGUCAGUGUGCUGUAUGCUGACAUCGUGGGCUUCACCCGGCUGGCCAGUGAGUGCUCUCCUAAGGAGUUGGUGCUCAUGCUCAACGAGCUCUUUGGCAAGUUCGACCAGAUCGCCAAGGAGCAUGAAUGCAUGCGGAUCAAGAUCCUGGGAGACUGUUACUACUGUGUCUCUGGGCUACCGCUCUCCCUGCCAGACCACGCCAUCAACUGCGUGCGCAUGGGGCUGGACAUGUGCCGGGCCAUCAGGAAGCUCCGGGCAGCCACUGGCGUGGACAUCAACAUGCGUGUGGGCGUGCAUUCGGGCAGUGUGCUCUGCGGAGUCAUUGGGCUGCAGAAGUGGCAGUAUGAUGUCUGGUCCCAUGAUGUCACACUGGCCAACCACAUGGAGGCGGGUGGCGUGCCAGGACGAGUGCAUAUUACAGGGGCUACCCUGGCCCUGCUGGCAGGGGCUUAUGCUGUGGAGGAUGCAGCCAUGGAACACCGGGACCCAUACCUUCGGGAGCUAGGGGAGCCUACCUACCUAGUCAUCGAUCCCCGGGCUGAGGAGGAGGAUGAGAAGGGCACUGCAGGAGGGUUGCUGUCCUCUCUCGAGGGCCCCAAGAUGCGUCCGUCGCUGCUGAUGACCCGCUACCUGGAGUCCUGGGGCGCCGCCAAGCCUUUUGCCCAUCUGAGCCACCUAGAGAGCCCUGUAUCCACCUCUACCCCUCUCCCGGAGAAGGCCCUGGCUUCCUUCAGCCCCCAGUGGAGCCUGGACCGGAGCCGUACCCCCCGGGGGCUAGAUGAUGACCUGGACACUGGGGAUGCCAAGUUCUUCCAGGUCAUCGAACAGCUCAACUCUCAGAAACAGUGGAGGCAGUCAAAGGACUUCAACCCACUGACACUGUACUUCAGAAAGAAGGAACUGGAGAAAGAGUACCGACUCUCUGCCCUCCCCGCCUUCAAAUACUAUGCAGCCUGCACCUUCCUGGUUUUCCUUUCCAAUUUCAUCAUCCAGAUGCUGGUGACAAACAGGCCCCCAGCUCUGGCCAUCACCUAUAGCAUCACCUUCCUCCUCUUCCUCCUCCUCCUCUUCGUCUGCUUCUCAGAGCACCUGACGAGGUGUGUCUUGAAAGGCCCCAAGAUGCUGCACUGGCUGCCGGCACUGUCUGGCUUGGUGGCCACACGGCCCGGACUGCGAGUUGCCCUGGGCACAGCUACCAUCCUCCUGGUUUUUGUGAUGGCCAUUCCCAGCCUGUUCUUCUUACCGGCAGCAUCAAACUGCCCUUUUGGGGCUCUCAAUGUGUCCUCCAUGGCUUUCAACAUCUCCUGGGAGCUCCCUGGGUCCCUGCCUCUCAUCAGCGUCCCUUACUCUAUGCACUGCUGCGUGCUGGGGUUCCUGUCCUGCUCCCUCUUUUUGCACAUGAGCUUCGAGCUGAAGUUGCUGCUGCUCCUGCUAUGGCUGGGGGCCUCCUGCUCCCUCUUCCUGCACUCCCACGCCUGGCUGUCUGACUGCCUCAUCGCCCGCCUCUAUCCGGAUCCCUCGGACUCCAGGCCAGGGGUGCUGAAGGAGCCCAAACUGAUGGGAGCUAUCUCCUUCUUCAUCUUCUUCUUCACCCUCCUGGUCCUGGCUCGGCAGAAUGAGUAUUACUGCCGGCUGGACUUCCUGUGGAAGAAGAAGCUGCGGCAGGAGCAGGAGGAGACAGAGACCAUGGAGAACCUGACUCGGCUGCUGUUGGAGAAUGUGCUCCCUGCACAUGUGGCCCCCCAGUUCAUUGGCCAGAACCGGCGCAACGAGGACCUCUACCACCAGUCCUAUGAGUGUGUCUGUGUCCUGUUCGCCUCAGUUCCAGACUUCAAGGAGUUUUACUCUGAGUCCAACAUAAACCACGAGGGUCUAGAGUGUCUGCGGCUGCUCAAUGAGAUAAUUGCUGAUUUUGAUGAGCUGCUCUCAAAGCCCAAGUUUAGCGGGGUGGAGAAGAUCAAAACCAUCGGUAGCACCUACAUGGCAGCUACAGGCUUAAAUGCCACCUCCGGACAGGACGCACAGCAGGACGCUGAGCGCAGCUGCAGCCAUCUUGGCACCAUGGUGGAGUUUGCGGUGGCUCUUGGAUCAAAGCUGGACGUCAUCAAUAAGCACUCUUUCAACAACUUCCGCUUGCGUGUGGGGUUGAACCACGGACCUGUAGUGGCUGGAGUGAUCGGGGCCCAGAAGCCGCAGUAUGACAUCUGGGGCAACACAGUGAACGUGGCCAGCCGCAUGGAGAGUACAGGAGUCCUGGGCAAGAUCCAGGUGACUGAAGAGACGGCCCGGGUGCUGCAGUCCUUAGGCUACACCUGCUACAGCCGGGGUAUCAUCAAGGUCAAAGGCAAAGGGCAGCUCUGCACCUACUUUCUGAACACAGAUUUGGCACGAACUGGACCUCCCUCGGCCACCCUAGGCUGAGACCCCCAUCAUCCUAAGAUCCUCAAUAAAAAGACUCUGGUAUGAUGGGA
Acinonyx jubatus (cheetah) is the source of this 3633-nucleotide messenger RNA. RefSeq names its product adenylate cyclase 4 (gene ADCY4). Lineage: Eukaryota; Metazoa; Chordata; Mammalia; Carnivora; Felidae. Gene Ontology annotation, molecular function: adenylate cyclase activity. The transcript has 25 exons. Gene Ontology annotation, cellular component: plasma membrane. Gene Ontology annotation, biological process: intracellular signal transduction; cAMP biosynthetic process; adenylate cyclase-activating G protein-coupled receptor signaling pathway. The record is from RefSeq and is a predicted model, not a curated record. Bases 62 to 3583 code for a protein of 1173 amino acids.